CAAGUUGCAUCAGUUUCAAGUUCGUCACAAUGUUUCCAUUAACAAUCGCACUUGUGCUCCUCAAUUUGCUGCUCCUCGCGGCGGUCAACGGUCAUCCGCCGGCAGCAACAACGCCUGCGCCUGCGCCGAUGUCAGCUGCUUUAAUGGAUGCCACUGGGGAGGCAUAUGACAGCAAGUUCGAUAAUGUGGAUCUGGAUGAGAUACUCAACCAGGAGCGGCUGCUUAACAACUAUAUCAAAUGCCUGGAGAAUGCAGGACCCUGCACAGCCGAUGCCAAGAUGCUAAAGGACAUUCUACCCGAUGCCAUGAUGACGGACUGCGUCAAGUGCACGGAGAAGCAAAAGUAUGGCGCCGAUAAAGUGACCAAACAUUUGAUUGACAAUCGCUUGGAGGAUUGGAUGCGUCUGGAGAAAAUCUAUGAUCCGCAGGGCAGCUAUCGCAUCAAAUACGAGGCAUCGAAGCUAUCGAACAAGCCCGCCAAUGAGAAGAUCGAACUUGAAGCCGGCGAUGGUGUUCAGGGCGAUUCUUAAGCCUUUUCAAGUGCUUUAAAAACAUAUCUACUAAUAUAUACACUUGUGUAUAUUCUUUUCCUUUUUUGUUUUGUUUUCUUAUUCCGCACUCACAGAGCACACAAUUACAAACAUAACAUAACGAAUAAUAAAGCAUAAUCCAAAGAGCAAUUAACUUCCUACUACAUUUCAAUUUGCCAGCUGACAACUGACAAUUAUAAUUACUCAUUGUGCGAAUUAUGAAUGUAUUGCAACUAAUGAAUUGUUGUGAACCCAAACACCCAAAACGAUCUGUUAACUUUGCACAAAACAAUGGAAACAGAAUUUCACACAAUCUGCGAAAAUUGUUUCGUUUUUAUUUUUUCUGUUUUUUUGCGCUCCGACAAAAAAUAAAAACUUGUAAUUACAUGCAAAAUUCGAUAACAAAAUUCCAGCGCGGCGUCAAAACUUUUCAAAAUGCGCUACAAUCUCGAGAGUCGAGAGAGGAGACUCUUGGCAAGCAAUUAGUCCAAAUGCUACCUUAUAUAACGAUAAACAAUUGUGAGCUUGGCAUUGAAAACGAAUUGGCAAUUUGCGCAUUCAUUUCACAGUUGUAACCUCUCUAAAUAGUCAUCGUUUGUUU
Molecule: messenger RNA, 1131 nt
Organism: Drosophila sulfurigaster albostrigata
Lineage: Eukaryota; Metazoa; Arthropoda; Insecta; Diptera; Drosophilidae
Gene: a10
Product: putative odorant-binding protein A10
Exons: 2
Coding region: 30-530 (166 amino acids)
Source: RefSeq, a predicted model, not a curated record